AUGUAUCAGUUCUUUGGUGGCUGCCCUCACACUUUUACACCCUCAUUCAAAUUCUGGUCACAGCUAACUUCGAACAUCCCGGCUCCCAAUGGCUUUUACACGAAGGUCUUCCGCAAGACUUACAACUUGGGGACUUCGAGUCAGCUCUACACUUACACCCCAGACUUGUCGACCAAAGGAAUCGACAACGACAUUGAAAGUGUCCAUCAAACUGGCAUGUGGAUUUAUUACGAAAAUAAAGAUUGCAACAAGGAAUUCCAAGGAAAGAUUCAUUAUGUGCACGGCAUAGAAUAUUCGACGGACUUUCCCACUAAGUUCAGAAAUAUGGCAUCUUCAACCCUCUUCACCGGCCACAGGGUCGUCCUGAACGCCGACACCAGGAACAUCUACGAAGGGCAGUACUUCACCGGAAGGGAGAUUUUCGGUACGAACGACACGGCCACCCUGGGGGAGUUUCUUCGAUUGCGGUCACGGGUACAAGCGCUUGGACUGUGUACAUGUAACUACUCUUGGACUACCUGAAGACAGCAUCCGCUCCCUACGAAAAGGAUGUUGGUCAAGCAAGGUUGCGACUCCUUCAGACAUCAGCUACCAACACAAAGACUCCGAUGGUGGGUGGAGAUACGUUGGACUCUAAAAUGGAGACACAAGCUCCAAGACAACGGUUGAUUUGCAAGUUUAAAUUUGCAUAUUAUGAGCUACUGAUUUGGGAAUUAAAAUUAUAUUUGGGUAUUGAGGAAAGUAUUGAUUUCAAAAUUACCGACCACAUGGCCCAACAAACUUAGAAGAAAAAUUUGUUUACUAUCCUUUAAUAUUCUAACGGUUUCUGACCAAUUCCUUAUCCGUGGAUAUGAAAAUUCCCAAUCUUCCACCAAUAUUCCUUCAGGAUAUCUGAAGGCCAACUCUUUCACCUCUUUGUAACAAGAAGCUGUUAUAUAUUUGAAAAUUAUAUCUAACAUGCGCUAUUGUAACCUAAAUAUAAAAUGUUCUU
Molecule: messenger RNA, 991 nt
Organism: Macrobrachium nipponense
Lineage: Eukaryota; Metazoa; Arthropoda; Malacostraca; Decapoda; Palaemonidae
Exons: 5
Coding region: 1-522 (173 amino acids)
Source: RefSeq, a predicted model, not a curated record